Octodon degus (degu) is the source of this 481-nucleotide messenger RNA. RefSeq names its product 2-iminobutanoate/2-iminopropanoate deaminase-like. The transcript has a single exon. The record is from RefSeq and is a predicted model, not a curated record. Gene Ontology annotation, cellular component: cytosol. Bases 77 to 481 code for a protein of 134 amino acids. Gene Ontology annotation, molecular function: deaminase activity. NCBI's taxonomy places the organism in Eukaryota, Metazoa, Chordata, Mammalia, Rodentia, Octodontidae.
CCAGGCGGCUGGGUCAGUGAAGUGGGGCGCAUCUCCGCUGCAACUAACAGUUUUCACCUACUGACAAGGGUUAGCUAUGACGUCCCUGAUCAAAAAGGUGAUCUACUCGGCGAAAGCCCCAAAGCCCAUUGGGGCUUACAGUCAAGCUGUGUUAGUCGACAGGACCCUUUACAUUUCGGGGCAAGUUGGCUUAGACCCUGUGAGUGGACGGCUUGUGCCAGGAGGGGUAGUAGAAGCAAAACAAGUUCUCACCAACAUGGGCGAAAUUCUGAAAGCAGCGGACUGCAGCUUCAGCAACGUUGUAAAAACAACUAUCUUCUUGGCUGACAUAAACGAUUUUGCUGCUGUCAAUGAAAUCUACAAGCAGUAUUUCAAGAGUCAUUUUCCUGCUCCAGUUGCCUACCAGGUCGUCACUUUGCCCAUAGGAACCCGAGUGGAGAUCGAAGGAGUGGCUGUCAAAGAGCCUUUCACAACAGUGUGA